AUGCUCUUCUCGGCCAUGUUCGCAUGUCGCUGGACUCGUGCAGUCGUAGCAGCUUGCUACCUUGUCGCCAUUAGUGGGUCUGUCUCGACUCAGCCCGUCGGUAAUGACUAUCAGCGUGCUGCGGCAAAAGGAGUUGCGGCUAGCGAAGUGGGAGAGAGCUCUUCACGAACCGGGAUGCCAGUGGAUCUCGACCUGCGUCUGUAUAACCCGACUCCUUUCCGAGAGCGUCCGCCGUCCGCAACGUACUUUUAUCACCGAUUCCAUCCAGGCUCUGCGCCCGUGCUCGGUGCUCAGCCUGGUGUCGGACCAAGUGCAAGUGCCGUGCGGACAUCAACGCAUCAAGUGCCGCCACACCUUGGACAGGCACCUCGAAGCAGCGCUGUCCAUCCCGGUGCGUCUCUGCCUGAAUUGAGCCAGCCCCUAGAGGCGGCUGACGCCAGGACCGUAGGGCAGCCGUGGUGGAGAGAAGCACCGUCAAAGUACGCGACGCACGACCAAGUCUAUGAACGGUGGACUCAGGCGAUGCGGACGAUCCUUGGCAACCCAUAUCUACAGUUCACCAGCGUUGGUGACGAAGAGGGAACCAGAUCUAGGGUGCUCGUGGCUCGAGAUCGGCUGGUCCAAGCCGAUCGCCUUGUGCCUCCUGCAGCUGGCGAAAGGAUGGUGUGGAGCUCGCUCAAGGCUGGAAAGAGCAACAAGAAAGCGACCUUGAAGCACUUCUCGUACCAGCUGCAUAAUGCCCAGCUGGUCAAGAUGGGCGAGAUGAGCUCGCGAGUGACCACGGGACGCACGUACGUGUAUCUGGACAGCCGAUUCAACAUGGACUGGUACAACCACAUGUACUUCAGCAACCGGUUGCGCUUUAUUCCGAUUCGUGCCGAAGGGAUGUCGUGGAAGACGAUGAACAACCUGUUCACGCGGCGCAGGUUUGUGCUUGUGCUGCCGCCGCUGACGCCGCAGGGGCUUCCGUUGCUGGUGGCGCGUCACACGUUUCAAAACGGCAUGGCGGAGGUUCAGGACUUCGUCCCGGACGGGCUGGAGGACCUGCGGCAGAUUGUCUCGCUGUGGUCACCUGCGUUGCACGGCAUGGACAGGACGACCAUGGUGCUGUACGGCAUCGGGCAGCUCGACAUGCGCGGAGAUCCGCGGGGCGAAACUACGGUCAAGCGCCUCGAAGCCAUCGCUCAGACCGCUCAAGGCACCAAACUGAAGACAUCCUACGAUAUCUUUACCGAACUGCCGCACAUGCUGCCUUAG
Molecule: messenger RNA, 1257 nt
Organism: Moesziomyces antarcticus
Lineage: Eukaryota; Fungi; Basidiomycota; Ustilaginomycetes; Ustilaginales; Ustilaginaceae
Exons: 1
Coding region: 1-1257 (418 amino acids)
Source: RefSeq, a predicted model, not a curated record